Messenger RNA from Dibothriocephalus latus, 1173 nucleotides. NCBI's taxonomy places the organism in Eukaryota, Metazoa, Platyhelminthes, Cestoda, Diphyllobothriidea, Diphyllobothriidae. The record is from the annotation of a GenBank genome assembly.
AUGCUUGUACUGACCGCGGAUGGGUCGAUUACCCGCUACACACCGGAUGACCACCCCAAUGUCAACCUCCUUUCCAUUUCAACGUUGUCUGUGCCAAAACAUGAUCUGCUUACCACAAAUGCCGCCUGGAACUCGGCAGCCGGAGGGUCUACCGGCUUUUUUGGUUACUCCUCUGACUAUCAGUCGUCAGAGGAGGGGGAUGAACUCGCCAGUUCUGGUCCAUCGCUCGUGAACGGCUUUUCUGUCCAAUGGGCCACAAGCCAUAGGGUGGUGGCGAUGGCACUGGAGGAGUUGACAAAUUCUGGCGUCUUCUAUCUUCUUAGGCCGGUGUGUUCGGUAGGUGCGGCGAGUGGACGACGGGGUGCCGGAAAAAUGAAUUCAUUCUACGGGAACAAGCCUCCUGGUGCCUCACACCAGCGACGCCCUCUGCCUCAGCGAGGUCAUAUACCAGCACACAAUCUUAUGCGCCUUGCCUUUCUGGACUUUGCCACUGGCAGAGUGCGCCUUCUGGAAGGCGGACCACUCGUUUUCUUAACGGAUGAGCCAACUGCUCCUGCGAACUUACAAGAUAGGCCGAUAGACCCCCAUAACGUAACUCAAUCUUCUGCCAAGUCCCGUUCUCGAAAAAGCAGUGGUCGCGGUGAGGGAACCGCCGUCGUCACAGGUCUGCAGCGACCCCGUUGGGAUCUAACUUUUGAUCCUAUCAACCAGGUUCUCUUCUGGAGCGAUUCACUCACUGGGCAUGUUGGUGUUGAGGAUGCUCGUACCGGUGCCAGCCUUGGUCUCAUUGCAAAUGCUAGCGAUACUUCGCGAACAGUUCUAGAGAUUGUUGUCGAAGCCCGGUCUGGCCAACUCUUUUGGCUGACUGCAUCUCAACCAGACCGGUCGGAAUCCUACCCCCCGCAUGUUUGGCUGAACUGCCGCAUUGAAAUCACCUACCUUGACGGCAGUUUUCGCAGGGUGCUGUAUGACGCCUCGCACACCUCAUGUCCUCACUCGCUCGCCUACUCGGCCAAACUUGCUCGCCUUUACUGGGCUGACCCAACUACCGGUGAAAUUAAAACAAUACAGGUUAGUGUCUCGAAAGUAUACAGCUGUAGACUCUACACCCUAACCGUAAAUACAGGGGGAAAUCGGGCUCGAAACUAUUUGAGAAUUGAAAAAAACCUUUAA